UUAAAAAAUCUCACUAUUUGCCUUACUCCAUUUCAGGAAGCUGCAAAUCCUUUUGAAUAUUGUGAUGUGGUUACCACAACCACGCACAAGUCCCUCAGAGGGCCAAGGGCUGGCAUGAUCUUCUACAGGAAAGGCCCUAAGCCCCCCAAGAAGGGCCAGCCUGAGGGUGCUGUUUAUGAUUAUGAAGACAAUAUCAACUUUGUAGUGUUCCCAUCUCUUCAAGGUGGCCCUCACAACCACCAGAUUGCUGCACUUGUUGUUGCUCUACAGCAAACUAUGUCGCCUGGCUUCAAGGCCUAUGCAAAGCAAGUGAAGGCCAAUGCUGUUGCAAUUGGAAACUAUCUCAUGAGCAAGGGCUACAAGAUGGUGACUGAUGGAACUGAGAACCACCUUGUUCUCUGGGAUCUCCGCCCCCUUGGCUUGACUGGAAACAAGGUUGAAAAGCUAUGUGAUCUUUGCCUCAUCACAUUGAACAAGAAUGCUGUCUUCAGUGACAGCAGUGCAUUGUCUCCGGGUGGUGUCCGCAUUGGUUAG
Molecule: messenger RNA, 534 nt
Organism: Zea mays
Lineage: Eukaryota; Viridiplantae; Streptophyta; Magnoliopsida; Poales; Poaceae
Product: serine hydroxymethyltransferase 4-like
Exons: 3
Biological process (GO): tetrahydrofolate metabolic process
Cellular component (GO): mitochondrion; cytoplasm
Molecular function (GO): pyridoxal phosphate binding; glycine hydroxymethyltransferase activity
Source: RefSeq, a predicted model, not a curated record